Molecule: messenger RNA, 6258 nt
Organism: Chionomys nivalis (European snow vole)
Lineage: Eukaryota; Metazoa; Chordata; Mammalia; Rodentia; Cricetidae
Exons: 3
Coding region: 279-2789 (836 amino acids)
Biological process (GO): defense response; cellular response to interferon-beta
Cellular component (GO): endoplasmic reticulum membrane
Molecular function (GO): GTPase activity; GTP binding
Source: RefSeq, a predicted model, not a curated record
CAGAUUGGAAUUUAGGAAGUGCAGGGCAGAGAGCAGAGACUGUGAGGGGCAGGAUCUGGAAGGAAAUCUGGGCAGAUCAGCCUUUGCUUCCCAGCUGUUCUGCUCUCCGAAAACACCAGAAACCCAGCACUCUGCAUUCGGUCUGGCUGCUGGACAUCCCAGUUAAGAAGACGCCAUAGACAGCUACCCCAGCGACCUUGUUCCCAGGGAAGAGGGGACAUCACAGGAGGGUCACUCACUUCAUCACUGGGGAGCAGUACCAUCAGCUGUUACCAGCCAUGGGUCAGUCCUCCUCUUCUACACCCCCUCAGAAGGAGGAGCCUGAUUUGACCUCAAGUCUCGACACAAAUCUUCACAAUUUCAAGAUGGAAACCAAGAUCCUGUCUCAGGAAUUAACCACCUUGAUUAGAUCAAACCUAGAGGGUGGAAACCUGAGGGGAACAGUUUGUGCAAUCAGCGAUGCUCUGAGUGACAUCGAGAAAAUUCCACUAAACAUUGCAGUGAUGGGGGAGAUUGGGGCUGGAAAAUCCAGUCUCAUCAAUGCUCUACAGGGAGUGGGGCCUGAUGAAGAGGGUGCGGCUGCUUCCACCGGAGUGAUAUGUACCACCACUGAGAGAAAACCAUACCCAUACUCCAAGGUUCCCAGUGUGACACUAUGGGACCUGCCGGGCAUCGGGUCCACUGCCUUCCAACCACAUGAUUAUCUGAAGAAAAUCAAGUUUGAGGAGUAUGACUUCUUCAUUAUUGUCUCUUCUGGACGUUUUAAACACAAUGACGCAGAACUAGCCAAAGCCAUCGUGCAAGUGAAUAGGCGUUUCUAUUUUGUUCGAACCCACACAGAUCAUGAUCUAAUGGUUCAAAAACAGUGUAGUCCUCAGAGAUUCAAUAGAGAGAACACCUUAAAGCAGAUUCGAAAUUCCAUCUCAAGUAUACUUAAGGAAGUGACCCAGCAGGAGCCUCCAGUCUUCUUAGUCUCUAACUUUGAUGUGUCUGACUUUGACUUCCCAGAGCUGGAGGCCACCCUUCUGAGGGAGCUCCCAGACCACAAGCGUCACAUAUUCAUGCUCGCUUUGUCAGUUGUUACGCAGUCCACCAUAGACCAGAAGAGGGACACACUGAAACAGGAGGUCUGGAGGGAUUCCGUAAUGCCAAGGGCAUGGGUCACCAUAUCACUUAAGGGCUUGACCAAAAGUGACAUACAGUUAUUGGAAGAGACUUUGAACUCCUGCAGAUCCUCCUUUGGCCUGGAUGAGGCAUCCCUGGAAAACAUCGCUGAUGAUUUGCACGUGGCCCUGGAGGAACUCAAGGAGAACAUUAAGUCUCUGCAUUUGCUCUCAGAAGAGCAGGGUAAAUCCUUAACAGAUAAACUUUCGGGGUACAUUAGCCAUUCUUACUUUUCAAAGACUUUGCACUUGCAAAAUUUCUUCAUUGACACUGUGGCAAAUGAUGUUAAGAUUCUCCUUAGCAAAGAAGAGCUUUUCACAGGGAAGCAUCUUCUGGAAACAGAUACAUGUAAGUCUCCCAGACCCUCUCCUUCAACGGCUCAGCUUUUGGCAUCCAGCUUUGAAAAAUUUUUUAAGAACUUCAAGAAGGAAAGUAAAAUCCUCUCUGAGGAAACUAUCACCUUGAUUGAAUCCCACCUGGAAAAUAAGAACCUCCCAGGAGCGGUUUCUGCAAUCAGCAAUGCUCUGAGAAACAUCGACAGAGCCCCACUGAACAUCGCAGUGACUGGAGAAACAGGGGCAGGCAAAUCCAGCUUUAUCAAUGCCCUGCGGGGAGUGUGGGAUGAAGAAGAAGGCGCAGCUCCCACUGGGGUGGUAGAGACAACCAUGGAGAGAACUCCAUACCCCCACCCAAAGCUUCCCAUGGUGACAAUAUGGGACCUGCCUGGCAUUGGGUCCACAUCCUUCCCUCCCCAAAACUACCUAACGGAAAUGAAGUUUGCUGAGUAUGACUUCUUCAUUAUCAUCUCGGCUACUCGUUUCAAAGACACUGAUGCACAUUUGGCCAAAGCCAUCGCCAAGAUGAAUACAAAGUUCUACUUUGUCCGAACCAAGAUAGAUCAGGAUAUAAGUAAUGAACAGAGGAGUAAAUCUAAGACUUUCAAUAGAGACAGCGUCUUAAAGAAAAUCCGAGGCGACUGUUCAAGGCAUCUCCAGGAGACUCUCUCCAGUGAGCCCCCAGUCUUCUUGGUCUCUAAUUUUGAUGUGUCUGACUUUGACUUCCCAGAGCUGGAGACCACCCUGCUGAGCGAGCUCCCAGCCCACAAGCGCCAUGUCUUCAUGCUGUCCUUGCACAGUGUUACUGAGACUGCCAUUGACCGGAAGAGGGAUUUCCUGAAACAGAAGAUCUGGCUGGAGGCUUUGAAGGCUGGAGCUUGGGCCACCAUUCCAUUUGGGGGCUUGGUCCUAGAUAAGAUUCAGAAGGUAGAGGAGACCUUGGACCUGUACAGAUCCUACUUUGGACUGAAUGAUGCCUCGCUGGAAAAUAUUGCCAAGGAUUUUAACGUGUCUGUCAAUGAAAUCAAAGCACACCUUAAGUCUCUCCGUUUGCUAACAAGGACCAACGACAUGUCCUUAGAAGAAAAACUAUGGAAAUACAUUGAAUAUAUUUCCUCUGUUACUGGGGGGCCACUUGCCACAGGCCUUUACUUUAGAAAGACUUUCUAUUUGAAAAAUCUCUUCAUUGAUACCGUGUCAAGUGAUGCCAAGACUCUUCUUAAUAAGGAGUUUUUAUCAGAGAAGCUGACUGACCCCCCAGAAUACUGGGAAGCAGCGAUGGAGCUAUGAGGCACUUACCUUCGGGCUGACUUUGGUCACUGACUUAUGACAUACUUUGAAGCAGCAAACGUUUUCUAUGAAAGACCAGAGGAUUCACCUCUUUCAGAGACUGUGGCAAGCUGAAGAAGAGUUAUCAACAACGUAAACACACAUGGGAAAAACUGUCUCUCACUAAAAUAUCACGUAUGAGAGAGAACACAUGGGUAUAUACAAGUAACUUGUAAUAUCCUUCUGGAAUUAACCUUGGAUAUUUCUUCUCAAGGAGAUUUCCCAGGCAUUGCCAAACUCUCCUAAGAUGAAGACACUGUUUCCUGCCUUGAUUUUUUUUUUUUUUUUUAGUAUUAUGAAGUACAAGGAACUGGUUCCCAGCGUACAUCUCCCAUGAAGUGGUAUUUCCUGGACACAAGAACUACAUGGUAGAUUAUCUUGGGACCAUCGUCCAUGUUCCUCCAGGAAGAACUGAGUGAUACACAGAUGGGUGGACAUAUCUGCAGGUUCUUUUGGUCCUUGGAAACAAGGAAAUUUUAUUUCAUAUCCUUCAUCAGUCAACCUGAGUGAGUUGAGAAUUCAGGUUGUAGGCAAAGUAAACACUAAAUUGUCUCUCCUUGGGGGUAAGGUCACUCCAAGACAUUUCCUUACUGCUUUAAUGUCUAGGAGACUUUGUUGGUGUUUAGCCUCACUUAAGACUGGUUAGCAUGUGGAGUUGUUCCCAGUUUCUUCAUCUACAGCAUCUUUUGAGACCCAGUGUCCCUUUUGGGCAUCUGACAUAACCAGCUGUUAAAAUCCCAGUGUUGCUCUCUGCAUGUAGACCUGCCCUUCUAGAAGGAAGGUGAGGAGUCGUGCAUGGGAUGCAAUAUGCAGAAAACCAGCAUGCACAUUUUAGCUCUGCAUUGGGCCUCUUCAGAGAAAAGGAAGCAAUAUAUUAUAUCCAUAUCUUCUUAUUGCUGGAUCUAUAUAGUAUUAUAGUUAAUUCCUUUUAUGACACAGUGUUCUAAACACCUGACAGAAACUGCUGAAGAGAAGAAAGGUUGCAUCUGGCUCACAGUUUCAGAGAAUCACCCUCUGUCAUGAUAGAAGGGGCGUGGGGAGGGAAACACUCAGUGUAAGAGAAGACGGUGAACACGGUGGCAGAGAGCUAGGUGACAGCAAGGGGCAGGAGUAUCAAAGUACUGGUUCUCGUGACCUGCUUCCACCACCUAGGCCUUCCCUCCUAAAGGCUCAACAACAUCCAAAAAAAUAAUGCCAUGUUGGGGACCGGGUGAUUAACACCAGGGUCUGUGGUGGCCUUCAAACCAGAGCACUAUCAUAUCCUCAACUUACCACAUCUCUCUCCUCAACUUUCUCUCCUCCUUUCUCUACUUUCCCUCCUCCUCCUCUUGUUCUUCCUUCUCUUCUCUUUCCCUCCUCUCCCCCUACCUUCUUCUCUUCUUCUCCCCGAUUCUCUCUCUGCUUCUCUCCCUGCCUUUGUCUCUCAUUGACUCACUCAGCUGUGAGACUUGCCAAGUACAGGAGCUACAGGGCAGCCUUGCAGCCCGGAAAUCUUUGACUGAGUUGAUAUUACAGCUUCUGGCCAAACAGCAAGAAUUCUUUUCUCUCCUUCCCAGAGGGUGUCAAGGUUUGUUUUGUUUUUGCUUAUCUCUAAGGUCUUCAGUUGGUCAGGCGGGGCAUUUGCAGUAGAGUCCUCUGAAGUAUUCAAAGUAUUCAAAGCCUCCUGCUUUAAAAUUUAAUCUCAUCUUAAAUUUUCUUUCACAAUAACAUCUACAGUGGUACUUGGUAAUUACUUGGGCACUCUCUUAGAUAGGGUCUUUGUUGCUGUGAAGAGACAGCAUGACCACAGCAACUCACAUAAAGGAAAACAUUUAAUUGGGUGGCUUACAGAGGUUCAGUCCAUUAUCAUCAUAGUGGGACAUGAAGCAUGCAGGCAGACAGGGUGCUGGAGAAGGAGCCGAGAGUUCUGCAUCUUGAUCAGCCUACAGCAGAAUGAGUCUGUGUCUCACACUGGGAGUAAUUUGAGAAUAGGAAACCUCAAAGCUGGCUCCCCACAGUGACACAUUUCCUCCAACAAGGCCACCCUCUUAAUAGUGCCACUUCCUAUGGGGGCCAUUUUCUUUCAAACCACCACAUGAACCAGAUGCUAUGUAAAGUUAAUUUCCUCAAACCCCACAAUUACCCUAUCCCACUCUAUACCAGCAGAUACAUAUGGUUACAUGGUCAUAGUUACAAUUGUACUCCUUUGUGAGACACAGUGUGACAAGUUUACUCAAAUAAACAACGCAUAACCAUCCAAUCUGGAGAGAUGGCUGCGCAGUUAAGAGCACUGACUGCUCUUCCAGAGGAUCUAGAUCAAUUCCCAGCAUCCACAUGACAACUCAUAACUGUCUGUAACUCCAGCUCCAAGGAAUCUGGCCCCUUCACCCAGACACUCAUGCAGGCAAAACACCAAUGCACAUCAAAUAAAAACAAACAAAUCAUGUUUUAAAAGCUGGGGUGUCAGGCUUCCAUAUUCUUAGACAUAUUAAAAUUAUGGUGAUUAACAGCUAAUACUUUCCAAUAUUAACGAGUACGUGUAUACAGUAGAUGCCGACCAGUUCAAGGUAUGUUUACCACUUUAUUGGCAUUGUCGCGUAUCUGGGGCAUCUGACUGUCUCUGUUCUGCUGAUUUGUAAAGAGCUUAAUAGAUUGUUUUAAACAAGAAUCUCUGUGCUGCACUGCAGCAUGCUAGAAAUGCUGGAACAUGCUCCUUCCCUCUAGCCCUUUGGUACCUGUUAUCAAACUCUCUCCGCCCCUCUGCCCACCUUUCCAGCUUCUAGGAAUCACUGUUUUACACUCAGAUCAACCAUUAGUGUCCCACUGCAGGUGAGCAGAAUUAGCCAGUAACUUCUUCUCUCUUUGCCUCAUUGUCCUCUGAGACACCAGCUGCUGAGCUGUCUGCUCCUGAGGCCACUUACCUGCCUCUGUGCCGUGUAGAACACCCAGGCCCAGUCUCACGGCCUUUAGUCUAUUUCUGUGCUUUCAGCAGUAGUAGUCACGGGGAAAAGCCAUUGUAUUGUGUGUAGCAGGGGACGCUGUCAGCAGAGCUGUCUGUCUGAGGAUGGACGCUUUCUGUCCUAUAUGUGGGAACUGUUUCAGUACAUCACAGAUUUGUGUGUGAUGGUGUAUAUCGAUUUUCAACUUGACAGGACCUAGAGUCACCUUGGAGCCAAAUCUCUGAGAAUGUCUUUAAGGGAUUAUCUCAAUUAAAAUUAACUAAUUAACUUGAUUAACUAAUUAACUUGAUUAACUAAUCAAGAUGGGAAGACCCACUUUAAAUGUGGGCAGCGCCAUUCCCGAGGCUGGAGCCCUGAACUGCAUCAAAUGAAGAAAGCCAGGUGAGCACCAGCGUUCCUCUCUCUCUGCUCCCUGAGUGCGGAUGUGAUGUGAUCAGCUGCCUUCCCAUCACAGUGGACUGUAGCCUUGAACCGUGAACCAAAAUAAACUC